AUGCCUAGUCUCCGUAAGAUAGCGAUUGGAAAUCAUUUCAUUUUCGAGGACAAGGAAUGGAAGAAUAACAAGGCUUACGAGACGGACGAACCGGAAGAUGAAGCCGUGGCCAUGAACAUGGAUCUGGUGUCAACUACCAAUGCGACGAGCGUGAGCAACACAACUACUGGUGUUGGAAUCAAUGCGGUUGCUUGCACCAGAACUACAAAUACCAUCGCCAACAGCACCUUGACACCAACAGAACCAGCCCCAGUCAUGGCCAUGGAGCUUCGCCAACCUUUCCAAAAGCAGAUCUUGGAGACAUUCCCGAAACUAGAUCAGCUGGAGGUUUGCUUCUCGGAGAAGUCAAUCGGAUCCGAGCUCGCGAGCCUUAUGAGGUCGACUUGCUCUGAGUUCCGCCUUCUGACCUUGACAGGCACGCAGCAACCUUGGACUGAAUCCAUGAUCAAGGGCAUGCCAGAUGCUGUGGAGGAGCUCUUCCUGAACACCAGUAAACUGGGCCAUGUGAUGGCGAGUUUCACCAACAACAGGAGGAGCAAACUGACACAGGUCGAGCUGGAUUUCGGCCAAACAUUCAAGUGCAAGCAAUGCUUGGUGGACACCAUAAUCCGGUCACAAACCAUCGCUUUCGAUGCAGCUCUGUUGAACCAUCUAAAGGACCUCCGUAGCCCCUCGAAGGUUGCUGUCACUGAAACCGCAUAUCACAAAAAGCUCGAGUAG
Linnemannia hyalina is the source of this 720-nucleotide messenger RNA. The record is from the annotation of a GenBank genome assembly. Lineage: Eukaryota; Fungi; Mortierellomycota; Mortierellomycetes; Mortierellales; Mortierellaceae.